Messenger RNA from Culex quinquefasciatus (southern house mosquito), 6745 nucleotides. RefSeq names its product low-density lipoprotein receptor-related protein 4 (gene Lrp4). The coding region runs from base 965 to 6745 and encodes 1926 amino acids. Gene Ontology annotation, molecular function: calcium ion binding; protein binding. Lineage: Eukaryota; Metazoa; Arthropoda; Insecta; Diptera; Culicidae. The record is from RefSeq and is a predicted model, not a curated record. The transcript has 9 exons.
UGGCGGCGGCUCGUUCAGUUUUGAGACAGCCACGUAUGGAACCAGAAGCCAAAAACCGACCCCGACGACUUAUCACCACCACAGCAGGCCGCGCUACAGCUGUGUGUGUGUUCGCGUGCGCGCGUGUGUGUGUGUUCCUCCGUAUGAAACGCAGCACUUUCAACCCCCACACACUUUGAGGGGAGCAGGAGCAGGACAAAAAAUCAUCCCGAGCAAAAGUGCCACCAUCUUUCUUUUUUGGGUGUGAAAAUUUUCCGGAAAAAACUGCGUUCCGAUUGCGGCGUUUGAAGUGAAGUGAAGUGUGGUGUGCUGCACCCGGAAGUGGUUCCUGGCCACCGGAGUUGGAACCCGGGCGGGGAUCUUCGCCCCCCUUUAAGGAUUACUGGAGCAAAAGAAAGAAAAUUUGGGAAAAUUUGAAGGAGCUAAACAAAAAAAACUGGUCCCGGGGAUGACCGCGGACCACGAUCCGCUUCCGGUCCGGUGCCGGAUGGACCGCAAAAAUGGCUGAAAGUCUGGCCAACCGCCGAAGACGACGGCCUGGUCCCACGUCGUCAUCACGCCCACGUGUAAAAACGGUCCCCGCCGCGCCUUGGCGAAUCUAAUCGGAACGAAAAAACUGCUGAAGCUGACACAACAUAGCCUCUGACGCAAAACGGCAGAAACUAUGAAGCAAGGAUAUAAGAGAAGAUUCCUUCCGGAACUGGUCACCGAUUUUGACGACGUCGACGUCUAAGUGGACUCACCAACGCAAAAGUGAGCUUCAAAGUGGGUGUUUCAAAUGUGAAUUUUUCUGUGAGUGAAAAAAAACCUUAAAAUUUUGUGCGAAAAAUAAAGAACUAAGGAUUACCAGUUCAGUGUUGCCAGCCAAAAAUCAGUCCUUGAAAGAAAGAUUACUUUUUUCAAGCCGAUCAUCGAAACACUCUCAAACCAAAAAAAGAAAUCUCAACCCUGAAGCGACGCGAUAAUGAUGAGCAUCCAAAGCGUUUGGAUCCUCGCAAGAAGCAGAAGCAGACGAAGUGAUGGCAACACUGGAGCGAUUCUGCGAAAUGUCACGGGACGCAUUGCCAACACGAUGGCAACACUGUCGACCCUGCUGCUGGUCGCCGGAGUUGCCCUCUGCGACGAGGACACAACGCCUCACCCCCUCGUGGACGACCACUACUGGCGCCACUCGCAGCCGAUCCUGUUUCCGGGCGCGAACCAGUUCGGUGGUCCCCCCUCACGACCGUACGCGUACAAUCCGGCCGCAGGCAAGCUAAAAUUCGACGGCCGGCUGGUGAAGGCCCAGAAGCAGAACCCCAACUCAAAGUCCAAGGCCAAUGGCGGCGGAGGUGGUGGUGGUGGCGGCGGCAAUGGACGCACCCCGUUGCCCCAUGGAAGGAUUAAGAUGGCACCGGGGCCGAUUCCGAUCGGGCAGGAGAUUCCGAAUGGGCCGGGUGAUUUGAGAAAUGGUCCAAGGAGGCCGGUGCCACCGGUUUACGGGACCGGCGGUGGAUUUGGGACACUUUCGCACGGGUUGAGUCGACCGGUUGGGGGAGAACGAACCGAGGGCAACCCGCGGAUGCACAACGGGUACGAGUACGGGGGAUCGCUGGACAAGGUGUUCGUGCCGGAGGGUGACCUUCUGGCGGGUGGUGCCGGAGCGGACAAUUCCCCGGGCGUGGACAACUGCGACAUUCAGUGCGAGCCGAAGGAGUUCAAGUGCGAGAAGAGUUGCGCCUGUGUCCACAUGGAUCUGCACUGUAACGGGCAGGCGGAUUGCAUUCUGUCCGAGGACGAGCAGAACUGCGAAGCGGUCCAGCAGGAGCUGAUGGCACGGAUGAAGGAGUCGUGUGAGGCCAGCGGAACGCACAUGAUUUGUGCGACCUCGACGACGUGCAUUUCGAAGGAGUGGCGAUGUGAUGGGGAUGACGAUUGCGGAGAUCGGAGCGAUGAACGCGGGUGUGGAACGGCCCAUCAGUGCACGGAGAACAAGUACCAGUGCGCGAACGAGCUGUGCAUCCCGCGGGAGUGGGUCUGCGACGGGGAUGACGAUUGUACGGAUCUGUCCGAUGAGAGGAAUUGUUCGAGGCAAUGCACCGCGGACGAGUUCCGGUGCCACGACGGGUCGUGCAUUUCGGCGGCGUUCGAGUGCGACGGCGAGGCGGACUGCAUCGACGAGUCGGACGAGGGUGCGUGCGACCGGCCCAUGCAGAGCUGUCCGGAGGGCGAGUUCAAGUGCAAGGGUUCGCUGGGUGGGUUGGGGGGCCCCGGGGGGAGGUGCGUGUUGAUGCGGUUCCGGUGCGACGGGGACAACGAUUGUGGCGAUUGGAGCGACGAGGAGGGCUGUCCGAAGAAGCAGGCGCUGUGUACGGCCAGUGAGUUCAAGUGUGACGACGGGGAUUGCAUUCCGAUGCAGUGGCGGUGCGACGACAAGCAGGACUGUAACACGGGAGAGGACGAGAAGGGAUGUCCGGUGGACAAGCUGGCGGGGAAGGAGUGCUCGCAGGAUGAGUACACGUGCAAGGAUGGUCGGUGCAUUUUGCGCUCCUGGGUUUGCGACGGAACCGCCGACUGCAAGCGCGGCGAGGACGAGCAGGACUGCGACAUCAAGUGCGAACGGAACCAGUUUACGUGUCCGGCCGCAGGCCGGAACAGCUCCCGCGACUCUCGCUGCAUCAACCAGAAGCACGUGUGCGAUGGUCACGCGGACUGCGCCAACGGCGAAGACGAGCAUCGCUGUCCGAUUGUCCACCCGUGCGGGGCGCACGCCAUGUGCGAGAAGAUCUGCGUGACGGCGUACAGUGGUCGGGAAGAGUGCCGAUGUCCGGUGGGCUACCUGCUUCACGGAAACGGAUACAACUGCACCGAUUUUGACGAGUGCACGAUCACCAGCAAUCCGGUCUGCUCGCAGGAAUGCACCAACACGAUCGGAUCGUUCAUGUGCAGCUGCAAGCCCGGGUACAUCCUGAGACCGGACGGGCGAACCUGCAAAGCCGUUGGAGGAUCGGUCAAACUGUUGAUGGCCAACCGUGCCGACAUUCGACAGGUUUCUCUCAGCAACAAUCAGUUUACGUCGAUCGUGAAGGGACUGCCGAACGCGAUCGCCCUCGAUUACCACUACCAAAAGGAUCUACUGUUCUGGACGGACGUCUCAAUCGACGUGAUCAAGCGAUCGUACAUCAACGGAACCGGCGUGCGUGACGUGAUCAAGUGGGGACUGGAGUCUCCAGGAGGUCUAGCGGUUGACUGGAUUCACGACCUGCUCUUCUGGACCGACUCCGGAACACGUCGAGUCGAGGUGUCCACCUUUGACGGCAAGCUACGGGCGGUGAUCGCGGCGAACGAUCUCGACAAGCCACGUGCGAUCGCGGUUCACCCUGGUAAAACCACUGUUUUCUGGACGGACUGGGGCACGGUACCGAAGAUCGAAAAGUCCUACAUGGACGGAUCGGAGCGACAGACGAUCGUGUCGGAGUCGAUCUUCUGGCCUAACGGCCUCGCGAUCGACUACACCACCAACCGGAUCUACUGGGCCGACGCGAAGCACGUGAUCGAGAGCGCAAACUUUGACGGGAAAGGACGCAAGAAGAUCCUCAGCAACAAUCUGCCGCAUCCGUUCGCCAUGACCCUCUUCGAGGACUCGAUGUACUGGACGGAUUGGCACACGAGGACGGUGUCCUCCGCCAACAAGGUCAACGGACGCAACUUCCGCAUCGUUCAAGAAGGUCUGCACUUCCCGAUGGACAUCCAGAGCUACCACCCCUCUCGCCAACCGGAAUACAUCAAUAGAUGCGCACAAGACUCCAGUGGUCGCCGUGGAGGUUGCUCCCACCUGUGUCUACCAAACCGGAACCACCGACGCUGCGCCUGCCCAAUCGGCCUAACCCUGAAACCCGAUCAACGCACCUGCUCCAACCAACCGGACAAACUCCUGCUAAUCUCCCGCAAGAAAGACAUCCGCGUGCGCCAGCUCGACCAACAAAAUCCAACAAAAGGCGUAGACAUGGUCGUCCCGCUCGACGGAAUCAAGUCGAACGUCGCGAUCGACUGGUGCAGCCAGUCGAACGUGAUCUACUGGACCGACGUCGGCAAGAGCAUCAUCAGCCGGGCGUUCAUCAACGGCAGCCAGCAGGAGGCGAUCAUCAAGUCGAACCUGAUCUCCCCAGCGGGUCUCGCGCUCGACUGGAUCACCGACAAGAUCUACUGGACCGACGCCGGUACGAACCGGAUCGAAGCGGCGAGCACCGAUGGUCGCCAGAGGGCGCUGCUGAUCUGGGAACGGCUGGACAAACCGCGGGACAUUGUCGUUCACCCGAGCGAGGGGUUCAUGUUCUGGUCGGACUGGGGUUCGAACCCGCUGAUCGAGCGCGCUGGGAUGGACGGGACGGGGCGGGUGACGCUGGUCUCGGAGAACCUGCAGUGGCCGAACGGACUCGCGCUGGACAUUGACAGCCACAAGUUGUACUUUGUUGAUGGCGGGACGAAACUGCUGGAGUACGUGAACUUUGACGGGACUGGCCGGAAUCGACUGAUCACGGAGGGGCUCAAGCAUCCGUUUGGGCUGGACGUGCACGAUCGGAAGGUUUACUGGACGGAUUGGGAUACGCACAGUAUUCAGGUGGCGGACAAGAUCACCGGGAAGAAUCGGGACACGAUUCUGGCGAACAAUACCGACUUGAUGGAUAUCAGGGUAUUUCAUCGGACUCGGAAGGACGUCCGCAAUCCUUGCGGAUCGAGGAAUGGCGGCUGCUCGUACAUCUGCUUGCUGAACCCAUCCGGAUAUUCCUGCGCUUGCCCGAUUGGAAUUCAGCUGAAUGACAACGGCAAAACGUGCAAGGACGGCCCCUCGAACUACCUGAUCUUCGCGCACCGUACCGACAUCCGGCAAGUCUCGCUGGACAGCGACUACCAAAUAGACGUGGUCCUCCCCCUGCCGCCGAUCUCGAACGCCGUGGCGCUGGACGUGGACGCCCGCACCGGUGACGUGUACUGGGCGGACACGAUCGAGGACGUGAUCAUGCGAUCGUCGCCGAACGGGAUGCGCAUCAAGCAGGUGCUCAGCGAGAGCAUGGACAGCGUGGACAGUUUGGUGGUGGACUCGAUCGGACGGAAGAUCUACUGGGCGGACGCGGGGAGGUGCUCGAUCGAGUGCAGUGAGCUGGAUGGUAGCGUGAGGACGGUGCUGGUUUGGCACGAUCUGGAUCAUCCGAGGGGAAUCGCGCUGGACUACGACAUGGGAUAUCUGUUCUGGUCGGAUUGGAGGAAGGAUCCGGUGAUCGAGCGGGCCGAUAUGGACGGUGAGCGGAGGAAGACGAUCGUGACGACCGAUUUGGGCUACAUUAGUGGGUUGGCGGUGGAUGGGCAUGAAAAGCGCAUCUACUGGACCGAUUCGAAGAGCAAGAAGAUCGAGUCGUGUGACAUGAACGGCAACUCGCGGAAGGUACUGCUGGAGAACAUCCCACAUCCGCAUGCGUUGGCGGUUACGCGCGGUAUGGUGUAUUGGACGGACUGGAUGACCAAGGCGUUGCACUCGGUUUCGAAAACAAACAUUAGCAAGAUCAAGAAGGUGGCGAAAGAUUUGGAGAAUCUGAUGGACGUCAAGGUCGUGCUGGAGCAGGAGGAGUACACUGAGGACGCUUGCGGCAAGAACAACGGCGGGUGUUCGCAUCUCUGCUUGAGGAAGCCGAAAGGGUACUCGUGCAAGUGUCCGACGGGACUGUUGAUGCGGGAAACCGGUGGCAAGGAGUGCAAGACCGUUCCGGAUGAGUACCUGUUGGUGGCGCUUCGCUCCGGCAUCGGUCGCAUCUCGCUGGAUACCCAGGAUCUGUUUGACGUGGUUCUGCCGAUCGAUGGAGUUCACGGAGUGGUCGCGUUGGACUACCACUUUGACCGGAUGUACAUCUUCUACGCGGAUGUCAACGUGGACGCGAUCCGGCGAGUUAGCAUGAACAACUUUUCCGACUCGAAGGUGAUCGUGGCUAGUGGGUUGAAUACGCCGAACGGAAUCGCCGUGGACUGGUUGGCCGACAAUCUGUACUGGACGGAUGCGGCGUUAAAGAAGAUUGAGGUCUCGAGGUUGGACGGUAGUUGCCGGAAGGCGGUGUUGACCGGGGGUUUGGAUGACCCAAGGUCGAUCAUUUUGUACCCGAAGCGGGGCUUCAUGUUCUGGGCGGAUUGGGGACAGGCUCCGAGGAUUGAGAAGGCCUACAUGGACGGGUCAGAGCGGCGAAGUAUUAUCGAUUCCGAGUUGGGCUUCCCAACCGGACUGGCCAUUGAUUUUGACAUGAAGAAGCUGUACUGGGCCGACGCUCAGCAGGAUCGGAUCGAGAUGUGUGACUUUGACGGGAAACGUCGUACGCGGGUCAUUUCGCAGGCCACACAUUCGUUCGGAUUCACGCUGAUCGGUGGUUACAUGUACUGGACCGACUGGCACAACAAAUCCGUGCUGCGAGCACCGAAGCGAGUGGCCGCUCCCGUCGAGGAGGUCCGUUUCGGACUGCGAGGUGCCCUCGAAAUCCGGUCCGUGUCGGGAAGCCGCCAGCCGCAUGACAUCAACCCUUGCGCCAAGGACAACGGUGGCUGCAGUCAUCUGUGCCUGUUUGCCGAAACGCGCUACGUCUGUGGCUGUCCAGACAUUGCGGAUGACGAGACCCACUGCCGGCUGGAACCGGCCUUCAACGUGCCGAUCCUAACAAACGACGAGAUAACCGCGGAAACGGAAUCGCAAUCAUACUUUCCGACGCUGCGCAAGAAGGAUCAGUGA